Messenger RNA from Brachypodium distachyon (stiff brome), 1054 nucleotides. RefSeq names its product auxin-responsive protein SAUR36. The transcript has a single exon. The coding region runs from base 460 to 906 and encodes 148 amino acids. The record is from RefSeq and is a predicted model, not a curated record. Gene Ontology annotation, biological process: response to auxin. Lineage: Eukaryota; Viridiplantae; Streptophyta; Magnoliopsida; Poales; Poaceae.
CAAGCAAAUCGAUUAAUUGUAUCUCAACACAUGUACAUCUCAGUAUGGCAGCACACCGGCCGUGAUAUCCGAAACCAGACAAAAACUGCUAUACUGUAUGAUCGUCUCCAACAUGAGCCAGAAAGAUUAAUUGGCCCCAGAGAUAUCGAAUCAAGAUCACAGUGCCAUACAUCUUGGGCAUACACUUGCAGUUAGCAUUGCAUGUUGUGAGCUCGUGGCUCUGUCCCUUGCCAACUUGACAUCGAUCCACAAGACCAUGUCAGAGACUGCACCAAAAACUGCAUGUACUGUUAGAGCACUGUUAUUAUCUUCUCUUCCCCCUCGUCUUUAAAUCCAUCAGCUCUGAAUCACCAUUCCCAUCCACAUUCCACAAGCAAAGCACUGCCGCAACCGCAAGCUAGUUCAGCUGAAUACUUGACACCAAAACACUUACCUCUGAACUUUCUGAAAGAAGCAACCAUGGUGAGCGCCAAGAGGCUUGCUCAGAUGGCAAGGAAGUGGCAGAAGAUGGCAGCCCACGGGAGGAAGAGGCUCACACGGCCGACGACGACGGCCGACGAGUGCUGCGCGACAUCGCCUUCAUCGCCGGUGGCCGUGAAGGGGCACUGCGUGAUGUACACCGCCGACGGGGCGCGGUUUGAGGUGCCGCUGCCGUACCUCGGCACGACGGUCGUCGGCGAGCUCCUGAGGAUGUCCCACGACGAGUUCGGCUUCGCCAGUGAUGGCCGGAUCACGCUGCCGUGCGAUGCGGCGGUGAUGGAGUAUGUCAUGUGCCUGCUCGGAAGGGACGCGCCGGAGGAGGUGAAGAGGGCUUUCCUUAGCUCUGUGGUCAGGCCUUGCCACUGCGAGGAUGGCUUGGAGCAGUACUCAAUGGGACCUACUAGAGUAGCUGUUUCUGGUUUCUGAAGAUACGAAGAGUGAAAUUGAUUAGCCUUUUCAACAUUCGUUUAGGACUUGGGAAGAUGUAAAUACAUUGUUCCUUAUGCGAGUUAGGAAAUGGAAGGAUCAUAUUGCAAGUUGGCAGAUAUGCAAGGGCCCGGCUUUAACAUCUCCA